Messenger RNA from Spea bombifrons (plains spadefoot toad), 1545 nucleotides. It is a transcript of the gene MC3R, whose product is annotated as melanocortin 3 receptor. Gene Ontology annotation, biological process: G protein-coupled receptor signaling pathway. Bases 1 to 972 code for a protein of 323 amino acids. The transcript has a single exon. NCBI's taxonomy places the organism in Eukaryota, Metazoa, Chordata, Amphibia, Anura, Pelobatidae. Gene Ontology annotation, cellular component: membrane. Gene Ontology annotation, molecular function: melanocyte-stimulating hormone receptor activity; peptide hormone binding. The record is from RefSeq and is a predicted model, not a curated record.
AUGAAUUCAUCCAGCUACAUCUUCUCAGUUCAGUCUCUAAACUUCAAUGGCUCUUUGGGCUUUAAUGACAGCCGCUUCUUGGCCAACGUCACCACGAAGGGAUUCUGCGAGCAGAUCUUCAUAAAGUCGGAGGUUUUUCUAACCCUUGGGAUUAUUAGUUUGCUGGAGAACAUCCUGGUCAUCCUUGCAAUACUCAAGAACAAAAACCUCCAUUCGCCCAUGUACUUUUUCCUGUGCAGCCUGGCGGUGGCCGACAUGCUGGUCAGCGUCUCGAAUGCCUUGGAGACUAUUGUUAUAGCUUUUCAGAACAAGUACGUUUUCAUAGGAGAACAUCUUCUCCGGCAGCUGGACAACAUCUUCGACUCACUGAUCUGCAUUUCUUUGGUGGCAUCGAUCUGCAACCUGCUGAUUAUUGCAGUUGACCGGUACAUCACGAUCUUCUACGCUCUGCGGUACCACAGCAUCAUGACGGUGAAAAAAGCCUUGGCUCUGAUCAUGGUAAUAUGGGUCUCGUGUAUCAUUUGUGGCAUUGUGUUCAUUGUCUACUCGGAAAGCACAACUGUGAUUGUGUGUCUCAUCACCAUGUUCUUCACCAUGCUUGUACUCAUGGCCACUAUGUACGUCCACAUGUUCUUGUUUGCUCGGCUACACGUGAAGCGCAUUGCUGCCCUCCCAGUGGAUGGCGUUGUCCAGCACCGGACGUGCAUGAAAGGAGCCAUCACCAUUACUAUAUUACUCGGUGUUUUUGUCGUGUGUUGGGCACCGUUUUUCCUCCACCUGAUACUCAUCAUCUCAUGUCCUUCUAACUCCUACUGUGUUUGUUACACCGCGUACUUUAACACAUAUUUAAUCCUCAUCAUGUGCAAUUCUGUCAUCGACCCGCUAAUCUAUGCUUUCCGCAGCCUUGAGAUGCGUAAAACUUUCAAAGAGAUUAUAUGCUGCUACGGGAUGAAUUUCGGGAAAUGUGGCUGAUACCGGCCAUGGUCGAGUGCCGCGUGUAACUACUUGUUUUAAUAAAAUCAACGGAAACAAAAUAACCCUUCAGUGAUCAGAACAGAGCUGAGGAGCAAAGAAUCUGCAAAGAUACAGAUUCAGACAAACUUCGCGGCUCUCAUUUAUCUUUGCCAAAUAAAGUGGAAUUCAACCCGAUUUUACACCAGAAAGAAUUUAGUAAAUUGUUCCAAAAAUUAGUUAUUUAACUUCCGAGCCCUUUGGUUUUUGUAAGAAUCUGUAACUUUGAUAUGAUAUUCAUUUUCUCAAGGACUUGCUGUAUAUUUUCUAUCUGUAUGUAAAAGCCGUGAAGAAUCUAAUAUGUUUAUCAAUGGAAAGGUGAACACUAGAUUUUAACCCUAGAUGUGCCGGAGGGUAAUGCAAACAACUCUUUAAAUAAUCCGCCGCACUAGGUUCUCGAGCACAAGUGGUUAAAAUGCCGGCCUAAUAAAAUAGGGUCCCGUCGGAGGGGCAAGGGGAGGGGGCUAUUCCCUUACCCUUAUUCAUUAAAUAACCCAGACAAUGUACAGUAAUACUCGGUGUUAAAAUACUUAA